Molecule: messenger RNA, 3534 nt
Organism: Cynocephalus volans (Philippine flying lemur)
Lineage: Eukaryota; Metazoa; Chordata; Mammalia; Dermoptera; Cynocephalidae
Product: basic proline-rich protein-like
Exons: 5
Coding region: 1-3534 (1177 amino acids)
Source: RefSeq, a predicted model, not a curated record
AUGACGACUCGUCAAGCCGCGAAGGCACGGCGACCCGAGGCUGCGUCGAGGCUGCCUCGCGGGCCUUCUGCACACUUGGAGCCACCCCCCCCAACACCCCCUCCUCCCUGCCCGCCCCGGGCGGGCCGCGCCCUCCGGCCCCGCUACACACUUGGAGACCCCCCUCCCCCGCCCGCCCCGCGCACCCUCCGGCCCCGCUACACACUUGGAGACGCCCCCUCCCCCCAGCUCGCCCCGCACGCCCUCCGGGCCCGCUACACACAUGGAGAACCCCCUACCCCCACCCGCCCCACGCGCCCUCCGGCCCCGCUACACACUUGGAGACACCCCCCCACCCCACCCACCCAGCGCCCUCCGGCCCCGCUACACACUUGGAGACGCCCCCUCCCCCCAGCUCGCCCCGCACGCCCUCCGGGCCCGCUACACACAUGGAGAACCCUCCUACCCCCACCCGCCCCACGCGCCCUCCGGCCCGCUACACACUUGGAGACGCCCCCUCCCCCCCCCCCCGCCCUCUGGCCCCGCUACACACUUGGAGACACCCCCCCACCCCGCCCACCCCACGCCCUCCGGCCCCGCUACACACUUGGAGACCCCCCUCCCCCCGCCCGCCCCGCUACACACUUGGAGACCCCCUCCCCCUGCCCUCCCCGCACCCUCCGGCCCCACUACAAACUUGGAGACACCCCUCACCCAGCACCCUCCGGCCCUGCUACACACUUGGAAACACCCCCGCCCCACCCUCCCCGCGCCCUCCAGCCCCGCUACACACUUGAAGACACCCCUCCCACCCCGCGCCCUCCGGCCCGCUACACACUUGGAGACCCCCUCCCCUUGCCCGCCCCAUUACACACUUGGACACCCCCUUCCCCCCACCCGCCGCGCUACACACUUGGAGACCCCCUCCCCCCGCCCCGCUACACACUUGGUGACGCCCCCUCCCCCGCCCUCCCCACGCCCUCCGGCCCCGCUACACACUUGGAGACACCCCUCCCCUCAGCUCGCCCCGCGCCCCCCCCCCCCGCCUGCUACACAUUUGGAGACGCCCCCCCCGCCCGCCUCGCACCCUCUGGCCCCUCUGCACACUUGGAGACCCCCCACCCCACCUCCCUGCCCGCCCUGGACGGGCCGCGCCCUCCUCCCCGCUACACACUUGGAGAUAACCCUCCCCCUGCCCGCGCCGCGCGCCCUCCGGCCCCCGCUACACACUUAGAGACACCCGUCCCCCCAGCUCGCCCCGCGCGCCCUCCGGCCACGCUACAUACUUGGACACCCCUCUCCUCCCGCCCGCCCGCUCCGCGCGCUCUCCGGCUCCGCUACACACUUGGAGACACCCUUCCCCCCAGCUCGCCCCGCGCGCCCUCCGGCCCCGCUAAACACUUGGACACCCCCCUCCUCCCGCCCGCCCCGCGCGCACUCCGUCCCCGCUACACACUUGAACACCCCCCUCCUCCCGCCCGACCCGCGCGCCCUCCGCCCCGCUACACACUUGGAGACGCCCCCGCCCGCCCGGCGCUCUCCGGCUCCGCUACACACUUGGAGACACCCUUUCCCCCCAGCUCGCCCCGCGCGCCCUCCGGUCCCGCUACUCACUUAGACACCCCCCUCCUCCCGCCGGCCCCGCGCGCACUCCGGCACCGCUACACACUUAGAAACACUCCUCUCCCCGCCCGCCCCGCGCCCUCCGGCACCGCUACACAGUUGGAGACGCCUCCUCCCCCCUCCCGCCCCGCGCGCCCUCCGGCCCCGCUACACACAGGGAGACCCCCCCCACCCCGCCUCCUUGCCCGCUACACACUUAAGGACCAUCCCGCCAGCCGCCCCGCAUCCUCCGGCCCCACUACACACUUGAAGACACCCCUUCCCCCCAGCUCGUCCCGCACCCUCCGGCCCCGCUACACACUUGGAGACCCCUCCCCCAGCCCGCCCCGCUACACACUUGGAGACACCCCUACCCCCAGCUCGCCCCGCGCCCCCUCCGGCCCGCUACGCACUUGGAGAAGCCCCCCCACGCCCGCCCCGGACGCCCCGCGCCCUCUGGCCCCUCUGCACACUUGGAGACCCCCCACCCCGCCUCCCUGCCCGCCCCGGACGGGCCGCGCCCUCCGGCUUCGCUACACACUUAAGGACCACCCCGCCACCCGCCCCGCGCCCUCCGGCCCCGCUACAUACUUGGAAACACCCCUCCCCCCAGCUCGUCCUGCGCGCACUCCGACACCCCCCACCCCACGCCCUCCGGCCCGCUAUACACUUGGAGACAUCCCUCCCCCCGCUCGCACCGCGCGCCCUCCGGCCCCGCUACAGUUGGAGACACCCCUCCCCCCAGCUCACUCCGCGAGCCCUCCGGCCCCGCUACAGUUGGAGACACCCCCCCCACCCCAGGCCCUCCGGCCCCGCUACAGUUGGAGACACCCCCCACCCCACGCCCUCGGCCCCGCUACAGUUGGAGACGCCCCUCCCGCCGCUCGCACCGCGCGCCCUCCGGCCCCGAUACAGUUAGAGACACCCUUCCACCCCAAGCCCUCCGGCCCCGCUACAGUUGGAGACACCCCCCACCCCACGCCCUCCGGCCCCGCUACACACUUGGAGACCCCCCACCCCGCCUCCCUGCCCACCCCAGACGGGCCGCACCCUCUGGCCCCGCUGCAACCCCGCGGCGAGCCCCCCCCCCCGGCGCCUCCCGCCCCCGCCCCGAACCCCGCGGCGCGCACCUGGCACCGGGACCGGCGUCCGCACCGCGCCAUAGGCGCAUCCUUCCGGCCUGGCGUUUCCCUCACAAACUCCAAAAGUUAUCUCACAAGUCGCCAGAAGGCGCCCAGGCCCGUCUCAGUCCAGACCACGCAAAGUCAACCCAGCUCCUCCGCCCCGCUGCCCACCCGCAAUGCCCCCGAGCCACAGCUCUGCCCUACCCACGGCGGGGAGGCUGCGCGAGAGGGCGCCGUCCGAGCUGCCGGCGAGGGGGCGGCUGGAGGACCGCGGCCGAACGCCGCGGGCGGGAUGGGCCAGCGAAGGGGCCUCAGGGGAGCGUUGAGGGGCGGCGCGAGAGUGGAUGAGGGGGCGUCCGCGGAGGGCGCUACGUGGGGUAGGGGAGCGGUUACCUCAGGAGUGAGGCCGCCAGAGUCCCGCGAACCGGCACCAGGCUUCACACCGCCGCCGCCAUAUUUGAGAAGCCGCGCGCGAAGCCGCGCAUGCCCCGCAACCGCCAACGCAGCCCCGCCCCCGCGCGGCCGGCCCGCGUGCCCUGCGGUUGCCGCGAGCACGCCCUCUGACCGCCGCCGCGUGCGGGGCCCGAGCUGGGGGCCAGCGGCCCGCCUGCGCCGGCGCGAGCGCGGGCAGUGGCGGUCGGUGAGACACCGCGAGCCCGGGAAAGUCUUUGGCAGUUUUCCCUCAUCCUCCCCCGCCAAAAUAAAGCCAGUUGCAACCCAUGCACCCAAGGCCGAGUCAAGUUCCAUCCCAAGAACUCCCCGCCAUCGCCUUCGACUCCGGGCCACCACCCACCUUGGCCACGCACCCAAAAAGCAGGCGCUUCCGUAG